Messenger RNA from Ostertagia ostertagi, 1719 nucleotides. The record is from the annotation of a GenBank genome assembly. Lineage: Eukaryota; Metazoa; Nematoda; Chromadorea; Rhabditida; Trichostrongylidae.
AUGGCUGGUCGUGACCUCAUUGGUAUCGCUAAAACAGGAUCGGGGAAAACGCUCGCAUUCCUCAUUCCUAUGUUCCGCCAUAUUUUGGAUCAACCAGAGCUGGAAGAGCUCGAUGGUCCUAUAGCUAUAAUAAUGUCUCCUACCCGUGAGUUGGCCAUGCAAACGUGGAAGGAAGCGAAUAAGUUCGCGAAGGUCCUCGAUAUUCGUGUGGUAUGUGUAUAUGGUGGUGUAGGAAUAUCCGAACAAAUCGCAGACCUGAAACGAGGCGCGGAAGUGAUUGUGUGUACUCCUGGAAGAAUGAUUGAUAUGCUUGCAGCAAACAGCGGAAAAGUGACGAAUCUGCGGCGAGUCACCUAUCUCGUACUCGACGAAGCUGAUCGCAUGUUUGACAUGGGUUUUGAGCCACAGGUUAUGAAAAUCAUCAACAACAUUCGUCCAGAUCGACAGAGCGUCUUGUUUUCAGCUACGUUCCCACGCCAGAUGGAAGCGCUUGCAAGGAAAAUACUCGACAAACCAAUCGAAAUACAGGCCGACGACAUUGUUGCCCAGUUGAUGCGAAAUGGAUAUUCAUGCGCUCCGCUCCACGGAGGGAUAGACCAGUUUGACAGAGACUCAACUAUCACAGACUUCAAAAAUGGAACGAUUAAAAUAUUGGUUGCUACUUCUGUCGCUGCCCGUGGUCUUGAUGUCAAGAAUCUUAUAUUGGUUGUCAAUUACGACUGUCCCAACCAUUAUGAAGACUACGUUCACAGGGUUGGUAGAACUGGCCGUGCAGGACAUAAAGGUUACGCCUACACGUUUAUUCUGCCUGAACAUCAGGAGCGUAUGGCAGGAGAAGUUUGCCGUGCCUUCGAAACUGCAGGAGCUAAACCUCCUGCUGAACUUAAAGCCAUGUUUGAAAAAUUCAAAGCUGAAAUGGCAGCGCAAGGCAAAACUGUCCAUCUCGGUGGGAAAGGCUUUGCUGGAAGUGGUUAUAAGUAUGACGAAGACGAGGCAGAAGCAGAGGCGACAAAGAAGAAGAUGACGCGAUUGGUGUGCGGCAUGGAGCACGGUGCGGAUGACGAUGACGAGUUGGACGAGCAACUCUCGAUGAUGAUCAAAUCGAAACGAAGGGUAGUAGAAGGACAAAUGGGACAGGGUUCAUCUAAAAAGAAUACCGAUGUCGAGGAUAAGGUUGCGAAAGCGAAGGCACUGGCGGAGAAGCUUGCUUCUCUCCGAAACCUCAACGCUCCGGCUGAAAAAGAUGCUGCUCAGAAAGCGGCUGAAGCAAUCAUGAAGGGUGGAGACAUGGCUCCUAUAGAAAUGACAUCAAAGAUGAUCGCCAAGCAAUUAGCCGACAAGUUGAACGAAAAACUCAAUUAUCUGGGAGGAGAGGCGUUACCGGAGAUGAAUCAAGAAGAAGAAUGGCAGUAUUUCGAAGAAGAGCUUGAUAUUAAUGACUUCCCGCAGCAAGUCCGGUAUCGUGUCUGCAGUCGGGAAUCUCUUGGUCAUAUUUCGGAAUUUGCCGAUGUUGGGAUAUCAGUAAAAGGUUCGCACUACCCACCAGGGAAGGAGCCAAAGGACGGAGAGAGAAAGCUAUAUUUAUUGUUGGAAGCCCGACAUGAAAGAAAUCUAAAGUGUGCGAAGGAAGAAAUCAUCCGCAUAAUGAAGGAUGCAUUCCGACAACUGACAGCACAAAUGCAGCGAGCUGGACCAACCGGACGUUACAAAGUGUUUUGA